Molecule: messenger RNA, 1266 nt
Organism: Zea mays
Lineage: Eukaryota; Viridiplantae; Streptophyta; Magnoliopsida; Poales; Poaceae
Exons: 4
Coding region: 243-401 (52 amino acids)
Source: RefSeq, marked validated
CUUCCCUCAAACCACGUCCUCUGCAACGAGCGCGCCCUACGCGACGGCGUUCCCUCGGCUACCUCUACCUCCUGGACAUGCCACCCUCCUCCCGGCCUCCUUCGCCUCAACCCUAACCCCGCACCUUCGAACCCAUUGCUGCUCCCCUCUCUCCCCGGCUCUAAUCCGCUCCUAACUUCCGCCUUGUUUGCUGCAAGGAGGCGUGCGCGACCUCCAGUUCCAAUCUGAGCGACUUUGGUGGCAUGGACUUCCUGUUCACCAUCGCCGGCUUCCUCACCAUCAUCAGCUUUGGUGGCGGACAUGAGAGGAGAGAAGAAUCCUUCGAGGUGGAUCUUGAUUUAACUCUUAAUGAGCUUGGAGAUGGGGAGGACACUCAAGGUGCAUUUCAUUUGUCUGAAUAACACCAGGCGAUCCAUGCACAAAUUAUCAGGAAGGGUGGUGGGAAGUGUUCCACUUGCCACCAAUUCUCAUCUCUCACCUCUCUAUCACAUGAACCAACAUAUUUCUACAAUGUGGACAUUCCUCUCGAGUCAUCAAAGGAUCUGAAGAAAAGGAGAAAGAACUCCAUGCUCUGAAGUGCCUCGCGGUUGAGUCAGAACAAGGCACAGAUGGGUGCGACAGAGCUGUGGGAUCUCUUGGCCUCCGGCUCAGAGCAAUUCGUGGAGAUGUACAGGGUGUAUCAACACCUCAGGCUGAAGAACUGGUUUGUAAGGUCAGGACUGCAGUACAGGCAGACUUUGUUGCUCACUGUCAUCGUCCGACACUAGUGCACUCGUAGUUCGUGGAGGUUGUGGCUCCAAAAGGGAAAGCAUUCGGCACCAGGUGUGCCCGCAUGAAGGUUUGGUCUGAACUAUUAUGUGCGCUUUGGGACUCUUCAAGUGUGGCCAAGAUGUUACUUCUUACCAUUAGCACCAAGAGCUACGAGCUAGAAUCCUUGGAUUGUUUGGAGCAGAUGAUUGUUCAUGAGAGGACGAUCACAAGAUGGAUACCACAACCGUGUCGUGAGCAACAAGACAAACCAUGCAGAGAAGAAACCAAAAGGGACAUGCAAAGACAAAAAUCCUGCAGAGAAGUAUUAAGCAACGAACAGAGCAUACAAGUGUGGGGGUGGUGUAGUGUUUAUCUAUUGGACGUAGUGCAGAGCUUUACAGUUAUUUCUAGCUUACUUAUCUACAAACUGAAAUCUUAACUAAAGAGCUUCCUAUUUCUGUAUAGUCAUGUUGAUGAACGUGAAUAAUGCAAUUCUAUGGUACCAAUUUGUUGUGA